AUGUUGACUUCCACCACCCUCCUCACCUGGCUGUCGGUCUGCGCUCUUGCGGUCGCGCAGGAGGGGACAACUGGCAAGCUCGGCGAUGCCCCCAAAGUGACCGAGAAUCCCGCGGCCGCGUACGAGGUGAAGCUCGAAGCGGGCGACAUCAAGGGAUGGGCCAAGGCGUCCUCGGAGGCCGGGAAGCCAGUCUCGUUUGAGAUCGAGAUCGAGGGUCUGCCGGCGGACAAGGGGCCUUUCAAGUACCACAUCCACCAGGCCGCCGUCCCCUCGGACGGUAACUGCACUGGCACCGGCGCCCACCUGGACCCGUACGAGCGGACCCAGGUACCGGACUGCGACACCCCGCACCCGGAGACCUGCGAGGUUGGCGAUCUCUCGGGCAAGCACGGCCUUAUCAAGGAGGCAAAGGCAUCGCUGAGCUUCGACGAUGCGUACACGUCCCUCAACUCGAGCAACGUUGCCUUCUUCGGCGACCUCAGCUUUGUCAUCCACGAUGCCAGUGGAGGCCGCAUCCUUUGCUCCAACUGGACCCUGGUCGAGCCGGCGACGGGUGGCGACGGAGAUGGAGACGAUGAUGCGUGCGACGAAUGAGAGAUCCGGCAGGGAAAAAAAAGUUGUCGAAGAUAUAGCAGCAUUCUGUUCGUUGUAAAUAAGUUCUCAGCUUAAGCAAAUGUGCACUUAGGUUGCCUGUCAACUCGACUCUGCUUCUCUGUUAGGCGUGUGCGUCGUACUAGCUCAUGCAUUUUGUCACUGCCGAUUCGGU
Phialemonium atrogriseum is the source of this 766-nucleotide messenger RNA. RefSeq names its product superoxide dismutase. Gene Ontology annotation, biological process: superoxide metabolic process. Lineage: Eukaryota; Fungi; Ascomycota; Sordariomycetes; Cephalothecales; Cephalothecaceae. Gene Ontology annotation, molecular function: copper ion binding. Bases 1 to 594 code for a protein of 197 amino acids. The transcript has 3 exons. The record is from RefSeq and is a predicted model, not a curated record. Gene Ontology annotation, cellular component: extracellular region.